GCUCAGCGUUGAUGUGAACCCAAAAUAUGGCGUGUUGUCUCGACCAAUUCAGCCGCUUAUAUGUCCAUAGACCAUGCGACCAUAGGGAUGAAAAUAAGGAAAAUAACACCCUUGUGUCCCUUGUUUGUAAGGUAAAGAUCGUGCUGCUCCCGUUUCAUGUCAGGCAAGGGACAGAUCUCGGCGGCCGGCACACUGUUCAACCGGCGGUUCGUCUCAUUGGGUCUCGUAAAAAGAGAAACUUAGUCUCACUCUCUGUCUUCCUCAUGUAAUGAAAGAUUGAGAAAAUAACAGUGAAGAAAUUAAGACAAGAUGAUCACCAUUAAAAAAAUUAUCAUCAACCACAUUAACAAUCAUGCAAAAUUUUUGCGAGGUUGCUCAAGAAAAUUCUCAAGCCACUCGAAAUUCGCCGAGCACAAGGACCUGGCACACAUCAGAAAUAUUGGAAUUUCGGCUCAUAUUGACUCCGGAAAAACCACCCUCACCGAGAGAAUUUUAUUUUACACAGGCAGAAUUUCUGAAAUGCAUGAGGUCCGGGGCAAGGACAAUGUGGGUGCUGUGAUGGACUCGAUGGAACUAGAGCGGCAGAGAGGAAUCACAAUCCAGUCGGCAGCAACCUACACCCUGUGGAGAAACCACAACAUCAACAUCAUCGACACACCUGGCCACGUUGACUUUACCGUCGAGGUUGAACGCGCCCUGCGUGUACUGGACGGGGCUGUCCUGGUUUUGUGCGCCGUUGGUGGGGUCCAGAGCCAAACCCUGACGGUGAACAGACAGAUGAAGAGGUACAGUGUGCCUUGCUUAGCGUUCAUUAACAAACUGGAUAGGAUGAAUGCGAAUCCAGAUAGAGUUUUGCAGCAAAUGAGGACAAAGUUGAACCACAAUGCAGCAUUUUUACAAAUUCCCAUUGGCUUGGAAGGAGAUCUCAGCGGAGUUAUUGACCUAAUCAAGCAAAGGGCAUUGUACUUUGAAGGUGAUCAUGGGGAAAAAAUAGAGGAAAAAGAAAUUCCACCGUUCAUGAGGGCAGAAGCUGAAGAAAGGCGCCACGAGCUCAUCGAGCAUUUGUCGAAUGCUGACGAAACCCUGGGAAUGAUGUAUUUAGAGGAGAAAACUCCCACAGAAGCUGAUAUUGUGGCUGCUGUCAGAAGGGCAUGUAUUGCUCGGACCUUCACUCCAGUCAUGGUAGGCAGUGCUCUUAAAAACAAAGGAGUGCAGCCCUUGCUGGACGGGGUGCUGCAGUAUUUGCCUUGCCCAAGUGAAGUUGACAAUUUUGCUUUCAUUCAAAAGCAAGGAGAAGAGCCGGAGAAGAUUGUGUUAAGUCCUGCAAGAAACAGCAACAACCCCUUUGUCGCUCUGGCCUUUAAACUUGAAGCUGGGCGGUUUGGGCAGCUGACCUACAUGAGAUGCUACCAGGGCUGUCUGAAAAAAGGAGACAAUAUUUUCAAUGUGCGCACCCAGAGGAAGGUCAAAGUAGCCCGACUUGUUCGACUGCACUCGGAAAAUAUGGAGGACGUCAAUGAGGUCUACGCUGGUGACAUCUUUGCACUUUUUGGUGUUGACUGUGCCAGCGGAGACACUUUUGUUGUGGACAAAAAUCUAAAUCUUGCUAUGGAGUCAAUUUUUGUGCCUGACCCAGUGGUAUCGAUGUCGAUCAAGCCCGGCAAUAAUAAGGAUAGGGACAACUUCAGCAAAGCUGUAGCAAGGUUUACGAAAGAAGAUCCAACCUUCCGAUUCCACUAUGAUCCAGACAACAAGGAAACCAUUGUUUCUGGCAUGGGUGAACUCCAUUUGGAAAUUUAUGCUCAGCGUAUGGAGCGUGAGUACGGCUGUCCUGUGAUCCUUGGUAGGCCAAAGGUGUCCUUUAGAGAAACUUUGGUGUCUGCAAAGGAAUUUGACUACCUUCACAAGAAGCAGUCUGGUGGUUCAGGUCAAUUUGGAAGAGUCUCCGGAAUACUUGAACCACUGCCACCAAGUCAGAACACUGUGGUUGAAUUUUCUGAUGAGACGACGGGAACGAAUGUUCCGAAGCAAUUUAUUCCAGGCAUUGAACGAGGUUUUCUGCAAAUGUGUGAAAAAGGCUUGCUGUCUGGUCACAAAAUAUCUGGCGUCCGGUUUAGAUUGCUUGACGGCGCUCACCACGUUGUCGACUCUAGCGAACACUCAUUCUUCCUUGCUGCUCAGGGUGCCAUGAGAGACUUAUUUUCGGAUGGUGUUUGGCAAAUUCUGGAGCCCAUUAUGUCUGUGGAAAUCACUGGCCCGGAGGAAUUCCAAAGCAAUGUCAUGGGCCAGUUGAACAAAAGGCAUGCUAUUCUCACUGGCACUGAUAAACACGAAGAUUGGUUUUCUAUUUUUGCCGAGAUUCCAUUGAAUGAGAUGUUUGGUUACUCAUCUGAAUUGAGGUCAUCAACUCAAGGAAAAGGAGAGUUUAGCAUGGAGUACUCAAGGUACGCACCCACUUUGCCUGAAACCCAGCAGGCACUGAUUGCGCAGUACCAACAAGAAAUGCAAGGGCCCUCAGCGCAGGCCAAGAAGAAAAAGAAUUAAUGAUGCAUUGUGAACCAUUAAGAUGAACCUCUCAGUUCCGAAAAAAUUGGCUCGUAGUGGUGGUUUACAACAAUAAAAUUUGAUUUUUAUGUGAUAA
Messenger RNA from Neocloeon triangulifer, 2641 nucleotides. It is a transcript of the gene mEFG1, whose product is annotated as elongation factor G, mitochondrial. Gene Ontology annotation, molecular function: GTP binding; translation elongation factor activity; GTPase activity. The coding region runs from base 310 to 2544 and encodes 744 amino acids. The transcript has 15 exons. Lineage: Eukaryota; Metazoa; Arthropoda; Insecta; Ephemeroptera; Baetidae. Gene Ontology annotation, biological process: mitochondrial translational elongation. The record is from RefSeq and is a predicted model, not a curated record. Gene Ontology annotation, cellular component: mitochondrion.